GUCGGCCCCGGGCGCGGCGACGUGCGCAGGCGCGGUCUGCGCGGGGACUGACGGUGGCGUAGGGCAGACAUGUCGGGGAUCGGGGUUCUGUCGCGGCUGCUGCGCGCUCGGCGCCUAGCGCUGACCUGGGCGCGGCCAGCGGCGUUGCAGACAGGAGCCCGCGGUUUUCACUUCACCGUGGAUGGCAGUAAGAGGUCGUCCGCUAAAGUUUCAGAUGCAAUUUCUACGCAGUACCCAGUAGUGGAUCACGAAUUCGAUGCAGUGGUGGUGGGUGCCGGAGGGGCAGGCCUGCGAGCUGCGUUUGGCCUCUCUGAAGCAGGGUUUAACACGGCCUGUGUCACAAAGCUCUUUCCCACCAGGUCACACACUGUCGCAGCGCAGGGAGGGAUCAACGCCGCCCUGGGGAACAUGGAGGAGGACGACUGGAGGUGGCACUUCUACGACACCGUGAAGGGCUCCGACUGGCUGGGGGACCAGGAUGCCAUCCACUACAUGACGGAGCAGGCCCCGGCCUCCGUGGUGGAGCUGGAGAAUUACGGCAUGCCGUUCAGCAGAACCGAGGAAGGGAAGAUCUACCAGCGCGCCUUCGGUGGGCAGAGCCUCAAGUUCGGGAAAGGCGGGCAGGCCCAUCGGUGCUGCUGCGUGGCCGACCGCACUGGCCACUCGCUGCUGCACACUUUGUAUGGACGGUCUCUGCGAUAUGAUACUAGCUAUUUCGUGGAGUAUUUUGCCUUGGAUCUCCUGAUGGAGGAUGGGGAGUGUCGAGGCGUCAUUGCUCUGUGCAUAGAAGACGGGUCCAUCCACCGCAUCAGAGCAAAGAACACUGUCGUAGCUACUGGAGGCUACGGGCGCACCUACUUCAGCUGCACAUCCGCCCACACCAGCACCGGGGACGGCACUGCCAUGAUCACCAGGGCAGGCCUUCCCUGCCAGGACCUGGAGUUUGUUCAGUUCCACCCCACAGGCAUAUACGGUGCUGGCUGUCUCAUCACGGAAGGGUGCCGUGGAGAGGGAGGCAUCCUUGUCAACGGUCAAGGCGAGAGGUUCAUGGAGCGCUAUGCUCCUGUCGCAAAGGACCUGGCGUCCAGGGACGUCGUAUCUCGCUCCAUGACCUUGGAGAUCCGUGAAGGAAGAGGCUGCGGCCCUGAGAAGGAUCACGUGUACCUGCAGCUGCACCACCUCCCCCCCGAACAGCUGGCUGUGCGCCUGCCCGGCAUCUCCGAGACGGCCAUGGUCUUCGCGGGCGUGGACGUCACCAGGGAGCCGAUCCCUGUGCUCCCGACCGUGCACUAUAACAUGGGCGGCAUCCCCACCAACUACAAGGGGCAGGUUCUGAAGCACGUGGACGGCCAGGAUCAGAUCGUGCCCGGCCUAUACGCCUGUGGGGAGGCUGCCUGCGCCUCGGUGCACGGUGCCAACCGGCUGGGGGCAAACUCGCUCCUGGACCUGGUCGUCUUCGGCCGGGCGUGCGCCCUGAGCAUCGCCGAGUCCUGCAGACCCGGAGAUAAAGUUCCCUUGAUUAAACCAAAUGCUGGGGAAGAAUCUGUCAUGAAUCUUGACAAAUUGAGAUUUGCCAAUGGAAGCAUAAGAACAUCGGAACUACGGCUGAACAUGCAGAAGUCGAUGCAAAGUCAUGCUGCAGUGUUCCGUGUGGGAAGCGUGUUACGGGAAGGCUGUGAGAAGAUCAGCAAGCUCUAUGGAGAUCUAAAGCAUCUGAAGACGUUUGACAGGGGAAUGGUCUGGAACACUGACCUGGUGGAGACCCUGGAGCUGCAGAACCUGAUGCUUUGUGCACUGCAGACCAUCUAUGGAGCAGAGGCCCGGAAGGAGUCUCGCGGCGCUCAUGCCAGGGAGGAUUUCAAGGAGCGGGUAGACGAGUACGAUUACUCCAGGCCCGUCCAGGGGCAGCACAAGAAGCCUUUUGAGGAGCACUGGAGGAAGCACACGCUUUCCUACGUGGACACCAAGACCGGGGAGGUCUCCCUGGAAUACAGACCUGUAAUCGACAGAACUUUGAACGAGGCUGACUGCGCCACUGUCCCCCCAGCCAUCCGCUCCUACUGAGGAGACCGGAGUUUACCAGCUCUUGUAAUUAUGUAUAAUAUAGCUCACGCACAUGUCCAUGUUGUGACAGCCUUCUUAAACUGUCCUCGAGUGACUGAGGAUGCCGCUUGACAGAGAUUCCUGCCGGAGGCCAGCAGCGUGCCCGUGAUCAACAGUCAGGAGGUGUUCAGCUUGCCUCUAUCCCUGCUUCAUUCUUGAGAAAUAAUAAAACCGGGCGCAAUUCUUAGAUGAAACA
Messenger RNA from Kogia breviceps (pygmy sperm whale), 2299 nucleotides. RefSeq names its product succinate dehydrogenase complex flavoprotein subunit A (gene SDHA). The record is from RefSeq and is a predicted model, not a curated record. Gene Ontology annotation, molecular function: succinate dehydrogenase (quinone) activity; electron transfer activity; flavin adenine dinucleotide binding. Gene Ontology annotation, biological process: mitochondrial electron transport, succinate to ubiquinone; tricarboxylic acid cycle. Lineage: Eukaryota; Metazoa; Chordata; Mammalia; Artiodactyla; Physeteridae.